Syngnathoides biaculeatus (alligator pipefish) is the source of this 6102-nucleotide messenger RNA. RefSeq names its product nucleoporin 98 and 96 precursor (gene nup98). Lineage: Eukaryota; Metazoa; Chordata; Actinopteri; Syngnathiformes; Syngnathidae. Gene Ontology annotation, molecular function: structural constituent of nuclear pore. Bases 192 to 5669 code for a protein of 1825 amino acids. Gene Ontology annotation, biological process: RNA export from nucleus; post-transcriptional tethering of RNA polymerase II gene DNA at nuclear periphery; protein import into nucleus. The record is from RefSeq and is a predicted model, not a curated record. Gene Ontology annotation, cellular component: nuclear pore; nuclear pore cytoplasmic filaments. The transcript has 34 exons.
GCGUCGUGACGUACGUCGUCUCGUUUCCCUCCGCGCUGACCAAGCUAGCAGUGCAGCUAGCGACACAAUUUCCAACCCUGUCGGCCGUUAUUAGGAUUUAAUUUAUUUAGUUGCAAGCAAGACGCUCGGUUGGGGGAAAGUGAGGAAGUCGUCGCCGAAGUUCCCCCGUGCUGGGCAGCUAGCAGGGCAAGAUGUUCAACAAGUCCUUUGGGACCCCCUUCGGUGGAGGCUCGGGGGGCUUUGGCACCUCUUCCACCUUCGGGCAGCAAAACGCGGGCUUUGGGACCACGGGGGGGUUUGGUACGUCUGCGUUCGGGGCGACCACCAACACCGGAGGGCUCUUUGGCACCACACAGAAUAAACCCGGCGGCUUGUUCGGAACCAGCACCUUCAGCCAGCCGGCGACGUCCUCCACCAGCACCAGUUUUGGCUUCGGGGCACCCAGCGCCACCUCCUCCAGUCUGUUUGGCAACACGGCGGCAGGGAACACGGCGGCCGGCGGGCUCUUCUCGCAACAGAACAAUGCUUUCAGCGCCAACAAACCCACAACCUUCGGAAGUUUCGGGACAAGCACCACCAGCGGCGGGCUCUUUGGGUCUGCCAACACCACCUCCAACCCUUUCGGAGGGGCCACGUCCUUGUUUGGCGGCUCGGGCUUCUCUGCCGCGCAGCAGCCCGGAACGACCGUCAAAUUUAACGCUCCAACUGGAAACGACACCAUGGUGAAGGCCGGCGUGACCACAAACAUCAACACAAAGCACCAGUGCAUCACCGCCAUGAAAGAGUACGAGAACAAAUCCCUGGAGGAGUUGAGGUUGGAAGACUACCAGGCGGGACGAAAGGGCGGCACCAACCAGAUGCCCGCCGCGACGGGCGGCCUGUUCGGCGCCGCCGCCACCACCUCCAGCGCGCCGGCCGGCCUGUUUGGGUCCGCGGCGUCCAACAACAACUUCUCGUUUGGCCAAAAUAAGAGCACCUUCGGUCAAGCCUCGACGGGGGGCUUCAGUGGCACCGCGGGGGGCCUGUUCAGCCAACCCAACCAGCAGCAAGCCGGGAGCCUCUUCAAGCCGUUCGGUCAGGCCACCACUGCUCAGAGCAGCGGCUUUUCCUUCGGCAACACCAAUACCAUGGGUCAAGCCAGCACCAGUACCAUGGGUCUGUUCGGCAACACAGCAGCGUCUCAGUCGGGCAGCUUGUUCGGCACCGCCCAGACGAGCGCCGCCACGGGCUUCGGCGCCGCCACCGGUCUCUUUGGCCAAGCCGGCGCCGGCUUUGGGAACGUGGGCACUCAGCCGAGCAUAUUCGGGAACAAAGCGACGGGCUUUGGCACCACCACUACCAGCGCCCCGUCCUUUGGGACCGGCACCGGACUUUUUGGCAACAAGCCCGCGCUGACGCUUGGAACCGGCGCCAACCCUUCCACAUUUGCCGGCUUUGGCGCAAACGCCGCUGGAGGGAAUCUUUUUGGCAACAAGUCAACCGCCGGAGGGCUCGGAACCGGACUGGGAACCACCUUCGGAGCAGUGGGCACCGGGACCGCGUCCCUCUUUGGGAACAACCAGAACAAAUUGGGCUCCACACUGGGAACGAUGGGAACGUUCGGGACAAGCGGCUUCACCAGCGGCACGGGCGCGAUCGGCUUCGGAGCGCCUCAGCAACCUGUCGCGCUCACCGAUCCGAACGCGGCCGCAGCCCAGCAGGCCAUGCUGCAGCAGCAGUUCAGCGUGCUAGCGUACUCGCCCUACGGGGACUCUCCGCUCUUCCGAAACCCUCUGUCGGACCCCAAGAAGAAGGAGGAGCGUCUGAAACCCACCAAUCCGACGGCCCAGAAAGCCCUGACCACGCCGACACACUACAAGCUGACCCCCCGACCGGCGACCAGGGUCCGCCCCAAAGCGCUGACCUCAUCGGGUGGCUCCAAGUCGCAGCUGUUCGACGGCCUGGACGACGACGAGCCCUCGCUCACCAACGGCGCCUUCGUUCCGAGGAAGAGCAUCAAGAAACUCGUGCUGAAGAACUUGAACAGCAGCCAGUACAGCAGUCCCACAAAUAAAGACGCUGAGGAUCUGGGCUUGGCCUUGGCGUACCCUCAGAACGGACACAGCCAAAAUGAGGACGACGAGCCGAGGUCGGCGCCGGCCCCCGACGACGACGCGGAGAUCACGCAGUUCUACGUCAACCCCAUCGCCAAGCCGGUGCCGCAAGGCCGCACCCAAGCCAGCCUGCAGGACACAAUCUGCGAGCUCAACAUGCACAAGGCCGCCAGGAACGGCCUAGAGCUGAGCAGCGAGGACGUGUCGGCAUCUCUGGGCGAGGAGUCCCUGCAGGAGGAGGGCGACGACGUUCUACACGAGUCCGCCCGGCCUCCCCACCCUGCAGGCAUCGUGCUCAGGCGGGUGGGUUACUACACCAUCCCCUCCAUGGACGAGUUGGCCGACAUGGUGGACGACGGCGGCGAGUGCGUGGUGGAAAACUUCACAGUCGGCAGGAAAGGUUACGGCUCCAUCUUCUUUCCCGGAACGGUGAACGUGACCGGACUCGACCUGGACCAGAUUGUUCACUUCAGACGCAAAGAAGUCAUCGUGUACCCAGAUGAUAAGAACAAGCCGGCCGAGGGCGAGGGGCUCAACAGGCGGGCCGAGGUGACCCUGGACGGCGUUUGGCCCAACGACAAGACGAGCUGCACGCAAAUCCGAAGCCCCGAGCGCCUCGCCGACAUGAACUACGAAGGCCGGCUGGAGAAGGCGGCCCGUAAACAAGGAGCCCGCUUCCUGGAUUACAGACCGGAGACCGGGUCUUGGGUCUUUGAGGUGGCUCAUUUCUCCAAGUACGGCCUGCAGGACUCUGACGAAGAUGAGGACGUUCCACUCAAGACCGAUGCCAAGAAGCUCAAGACAAAGAUGUCACUUCCUGCCGCUAGGCCGACGCAGACUCCUCCCCACUCCCAACACGGGGCAGCACCGCAUGCUCAGGUAGCGACGACGCUACAAAACUGCCAGGUGGCCGCGUUCUUCCCGUCUCAUCAGACGACGGCGGUUGUGGAUCUGGUCGGCUCCGCGGUGGAGUUGGACAGCGACAUGGCCGACGUCACUCAAAGCUUUCCGCCGGAGGCCGCGCCGGCUGACGACGACGACGACGGAGGCGAGCUGGCGGAGGUUCCGUGGGACGCCGCGGGUGCCGAGCGAGAAGACUUCUCACCGUCGGGCCACGUGGCGUCCUCCCUGGGCAUCAACCCGCAUUCCCUACAAAUCAUGAAGGCGUCGCUGUUUGCUGAGGAUGAGGACGAGAGCGACUUCUUCCAGGAACACGUGAAGGUCCCUUCCGACUUUUCCUCGCCGCGCCUCGUCCUCUCGGGGCGGCCCUCCGCGGGCGGUCUCCUUCAGGCCCGCUUUUCCUCAGGCUUGCCCUCCCAGCUGCCCGAUUCGCCUCGCAGGCCCACCCUCGCGGUGUCCCAGGUCGAAACCGCUCGCUCGCAGCACUGGCUGACGCCCUCCCCGUCCUCUUCCUUGCUGCCCCCGAAGCCUGCGGAGCCCCCGGUGAGGACUGUUGGGAUCCGGCGUCUGGGAGGCCCCGUUCCCCUGGAAGAGUCGAUCGCACGAGGAAAGGAAAACUUCCUGAUGGAUGCCAGUCUGACGGCAGGGCGUUCGUUUCGGGUGGGCUGGGGUCCGGGCUGGAUGAUGGCACAUUGCGGUAAUUUGCUGAGCUCGGCGCCGGAUGCGGAACUUUGCCACAAACAAGUUGCCACCAACGCGGACUUUGGUUUCCUGCCAAAACCUUCCAGGAACAAGCCGCUGGUCGAAAGCCCCUACAAGGUGGUUUUGGAGCAGCUGGUUGGUCUGGAGCCCCCCGGAGAGAUGAUGAGCGAGGAGCAGAGCCAAGACGCGCUCCAAAGCCCCCUGGAGAUCUGUCUUAAGCACAGCACCAUCACCACGGACGCCUCCGCCUGCCCCCUGAUCCACCCGCAGCCCGGCGUGGCGGCGCUGCAAGACUACGCCAGUUGGGUCACCGAGCUUAGCGACGAGCCGGCGCACGCCAACCCGCUGCUGUCCUACUGGUGCGAGGUGUGGACGCUGUGCGAGGCCCUGUGGGGUCGCCAGGCGCACGCCGAGGCCCUCGACGACUACGAGCGGCAGCUGGAGAGGCGGCGCAGCUUCUCCGCCUGGCUGUCGCGCCGCACCGCUCACCGGGUCGAGGAGGAGGCAGCGCUGGCCGAGAGAGGUCGCCACACGGAGGCCGUGUUCAGCUACCUGACGGGCAACCGCGUCGGCGAGGCGUGUCGCCUGGCGCAGAAGGAAGGAGACCACCGCUUGGCCUUACUGCUGUCGCAGGCCGCCGGCUCGCAGUACAACCGCGAGCUGCUGGCCCUGCAGCUCGCCGACUGGAACUGCACGCAGACCGAUGCCUACCUGACGGAAGAACGCCUGCGGAUCUUCACGCUGCUCGCCGGGAAGCCCGUUUGGCAGACGUCCGACUCUGUGGUGAACACGUGCUCGCGACUCGACUGGAAGCGCUGCGUGGCGGUCCACCUCUGGUUCACGUUGCCACCCACCGCCUCGGUGGCCGACGCCCUCGCCAAGUACCAGGACGCCUUCCAGGGUUCGUGUGAGGGGGGCAAAUACGCCUGCAAGCCCUUGCCGCCAUACCUCGAGGACAAGCAGACAGACGUAAGCGAUGAGGAAGAUGAUGAUGAGGAGGAGGAGGAGGAGUCGAAGCGACCGCUGUACGACGUCUGCUUCCACCUGCUCAAACUCUACAGCGACAGACACUACGGCCUGCAGCAGCUGCUGGAGCCUCUGAGCGGCACCCGGGAGCGGCUGGACUUCCGCCUGAGCUGGCACCUUUGGGGCGUCCUGCAGGCGCUGCGCUUCGGCCACCUGAGUGCGGCGCGCCAGGGCCUCCUUCACGCCAGCUACGCCGCCCAGCUGGAGAGCGCCGGCCUUUGGCACCUGGCCGUCUUCGUCCUGCUGCACAUCCCCGACCACGCCCAGCGGGAGCGCGCGGUGAGGACCGUGCUGGCGCUGCACUGCCCCCUGGAGGACACGGAGGAGUCUCUGCGCAGGGAGCGCUUCCUGACCCGCCGGCUGCUGGUCCCCGAGCCGUGGGUCCACGAAGCCAAGAGCGUUCGCGCGCGCCACCGCGGCGACAAGCACCGGGAGGCGCUGCACCUCUACCGCGCCGGCCACUGGAGCCAGUGCCACCGGCUGCUGGUCACGCACCUGGCGCCGGAUUGCAUCAUCAACGACAACCACGACUACCUGCUGGAGUUCCUGGAGGGGCUCGCGGCGCCCGAGCGCAGCGCCACCGUCCAGGAUUGGGACAGCGUGGGCAAGGUGUACCUGGACUACGUCCAGCUCACCAAGACCCUGCGGGACGUUCAGCAGGCGGAGACGGGCGGCUACGAGCUGGAGCGUCUUCACAGUCAAGUGACGUCUUUGUGCGGCAGGAUCCAGCUCCUGCCUUGCAGGGGCGCCAGAGACCACUUGGCUCAGUCAGAGAUGGCCAAGUGCGUGGCCAACUUCCUGCGGGUGGUGCUGAGUUUGCAGCACGGCCCGGCACCGUGCCAGCUGGCGCCGCACAUCACGCGGCUGCCUAUGCCCGAGGACUACGCCCUGGAGGAGCUGCGAGGCCUCACCGCGUCGUACCUGCGGCAGCUCACCGUCGGCCAAUGAACACCCGGCGUCGACUUAACCAUGAUCAGUACGUUGGGGACAUUUCGCGCGUGCGUGCGUGCGUGCGUGUGCGUGUGCGUGUGCGUGUGUGUGUGUGUGUGAGAGAGAGAGAGAGCGAUCGAGAAAGAGGAAAAGCCGCAAAAUCUUAUGUGAUGUGUUAUGGAACAAAAUGUCCAAUGGUCUAUUUUUGUAGAGGUUUUUUCUUUUUUUUUUGUAAGCAAAUGUUAAACUUUAAAAAAUGUCCUCGCUGAGUGUUUUGAAAAAGGCUUCACGCAGAUUUAGAAAAAAAAAAAAAAAAUUCAACAAGCUUGGAAUUCCUUUUUGUACAAAUAAGCAAAAUAAGGUUACCAUAUUUUACUUAUCCGGUGACAACUUUGGCCUGACGGCGUCGUUUGCGUGUUGAAACAUUUUAAUAAAGUCUGAUCCAAAUAAG